AUGGCGCGUACCAUGAGACCCGACGACAUCAACCCUCGGACAGGGCUGGUGGUGGCUCUGGUCAGCGUCUUCCUGGUGUUUGGCUUCAUGUUCACCGUGUCCGGCAUCAAGGGGGAGACUUUGGGAGACAUCCCACUGCUGGCCAUCGGGCCGGCCAUCUGCCUGCCAGGCAUUGCCGCCAUCGCCCUCACCAGAAAGACUGAUGGCUGCACCAAGUGGCCCAAGAACAAGCGUCCAUGCUGUAAGGAGAGCAGGGACCGGGACGUGAUGGAGCUGCUGAGAACUCCUUCAGAUCUGGAAUCUGGCAAGGGAAGCUGUGACGAAUUGGCCAAGAAGGUGUACCAGAAGGACCGGAGAGUAUUGCGGGGUGAGGACUCGGUGUCCAUCUGCACCACCACCACCUCAGCCACCACAGGAGAGUGCAAGAUCCUCAUCAGAAAGGUGGACCAGGAGAAGAUGCUGAGGUACCUGGAUACCUGCUACCCGGAGAUGCCGGGGAAUGUGUUUGUAGGAGAUGGCUCCACGUACAGUGCCUUAGAGAAGAGCUCUUCUCCCAGCAGGGACAACGCUGCUUGCCCAGACGUCGAAGACAACAUUUUUGUUGUUCCCAAAGACAGUAUCAUUGUCUGCUCCUACAAGGAGAACAGCCCUUACGACAAAUACUGUUGUUACGUAAACCCUACUGGAGUCGCCUCGGACCAGGAGACCAUAGUGUGA
Molecule: messenger RNA, 717 nt
Organism: Centrocercus urophasianus (Greater sage-grouse)
Lineage: Eukaryota; Metazoa; Chordata; Aves; Galliformes; Phasianidae
Gene: TMEM215
Product: transmembrane protein 215
Exons: 1
Coding region: 1-717 (238 amino acids)
Source: RefSeq, a predicted model, not a curated record